Molecule: messenger RNA, 1158 nt
Organism: Megalops cyprinoides (Indo-Pacific tarpon)
Lineage: Eukaryota; Metazoa; Chordata; Actinopteri; Elopiformes; Megalopidae
Gene: rnf32
Product: ring finger protein 32
Exons: 8
Coding region: 73-1158 (361 amino acids)
Molecular function (GO): protein binding
Source: RefSeq, a predicted model, not a curated record
AUCUUAGAAACACGUUGUCUGGAGGAACUCAGUUGCUUAGCAACUGUGUAAACACUUCUUUGACAGAACACAAUGCAGCAUGCUAGUUCAAGAACAAGCACAGCAAAAAUGGCUAUCACAGCUGCUGCUUUGCAAGACCACAUACUGCGAAAUUUGGAGCUACAGAGUCUGUCGCUGCAAACAGCUGCUGUGACAAAACAGCAUAGGAACCCAAGGAGAAACCGGAAACCUCCCUCACGGACAUGUGGUAAUAGUUCUGCCUCAAACAGUGGUACACGAUUAAAAAAUCUUCACCAACAUGAUGGAGAACAGGAGGAAGAAUAUGUACUCGACCCCAGUCCUCCACCAAUGACAAUGGCUCAGAGACUUGGUUUGGUUGAAGCCCUUCCGAUGCCUCUGACUGGGGAUGAAUGGAAUAGGGUUAAGUUAAGGUCAGUUAAUGAAGGGGACUCCAGUCAGCCGUGUGUGAUUUGCAGAGAGGAGUUCCGACUUCAGCCUCAGGUUCUGUUGUCCUGCUCCCAUGUCUUCCACAGGGUCUGUUUAGAGGCAUUUGAGAAGUUUUCUGGGAGGAAGUGCUGCCCCAUGUGCAGGAGGAGGCAAUACGAGACACGAGUGAUUCACGAUGGGGCGCGUCUUUACAGACAGAAGUGUGCAAUCAGAAUUCAAGCAUGUUGGCGUGGGUAUGUGGUUCGGAAGUGGUACAGAGACAUAAGGAAGACGGUGCCUCCAAAAGACAAACACUUAAGAAGAAAAUUCUUUGAAGGAAAGUUUCAGGAGCUGAAUGACAGCUUUGUCCAGUCCUGUAACACCAACAUCGAGGAGUUUCUGCAAGCCAUUGACAGCGCUGUGGCAUCAAGUAGGAAUGUUUUCCAUGACUUUGAAAAACACCACAUUUCAGACUUAAAAGAAGAGGACUGGCAGAAAAUACAAGAAAAGGCAGUGCAGCGGGAUAUUCAGGACUGCCCCAUCUGCCUAGCCCCUCUGUGUGCCUCCGGCACAGAGACGAGGGAGAGGAAGAAGGAGGGGAGGCCGGUUCUGCUGCUGUCCUGCUCACACCUCUUCCACCUCUGCUGUCUGGAGGCCUUCGAACGCUUCUGCUUGGAGGACCAACCAGUGUGCCCUCUGUGUAGAUCCCGCUAUCAGAAAAUAACUAUCUGA